GGCAGUCACAGCUUCUCUGGGCAACCUGUGCCAAGGCCUCACCAUUCUCACAGGGAAGAAUUUUUUCCCAAUGCCCAGUCUAACCGUGCCCCGUGUCAGGCUGUUUAUGCUGAGUGAUUUGGUGCAAGGGGAUGUAUGAAUUGAGACCGGUUCUGCUGUGGAGCAACAGAGUUAAUGGUGUCAUUUAUAUCCCUAGCAGACAGAAGAGUAACUGGAUCUCACACGCUGUUUUCCAGAUUGUAGAUGUAAUCAUCAGAUUACUAUUGUGUGUUUACUAGAUUGCUUUAUGGGAGUGAGGAUUCCAUAAUUUCUUCUGGUGAAGUAUUAAAAGCAUUUAACUUCCCUAAGUGCACACUUAUUUGAGGUGUUCUGUAAUUCUGGGAAGACAUUUGUGCUGUGAGUAUCCCUGGAACACAGCAGUUGCAUAAUGGAGCACAGAGCGCAGUGUCUGCUGGAAUCAGAAAUCCGCUGUAUUUUCCACAGCAUUGUAAACGGGCAGGAAAGAAGGGUAAUGCUGUAACACAAGUGUUCACUCUUACAUGAUUGUUUUUGGUAGUAGUAUUCUGCAAUGGAACAGGUUCCCACUAAAGCUAUGCCCCAUCCCUGGAAGUGUCCAGGGAUAGGCUGGACAGGGCUUGGAGCAGCCUGGUCUAGUGAACAGUUGUCCUGUCCAUGAUUUGGAUGGAACAAGAUGAUCUUUAAGGUCUCACAGCCUAUCCCAUUCCAUGAUUCUGUGAUUCUAUUUAGUACCAGAACAGAUAGGUAAUGCCAUAAAUCCAUCAGUGAGUGUAAGACUGGUUGUUGAGGAUUCCCAUUACCCCUGUAAGCUGCUGUAGGAGUUGCUUGAAAACACGGUCAGCUCACAGCCAAUGAAACAGGUUCUUGUGAUAUUUCACACUGACGUUGGCUUCAUUCCAUGUUAUUUUGUCAGAGUAUGUGAACUGAAAUUUUACUUGUGUAUGUCUGCCUGUGGGCUUCAGGGCAAAGUGGGGACGAGAAGGAAGACUGGAGUGUAAUGAAUUGAGGGGGAAUGGGGAGCAGAUGCAGACCUAUGCAGCAGUAUAAUUUGGGAAGAACAUGCUUAGCUGAAAGGCAGUGUUGUGUGAAUAUGGCCACUCUGUAGCUCUGACACUGGGGACACAUCAGGGGGUCUGACCCUGGGGAAUGGCAGCAUGCAGGGAUGGGGGCAGCAGGCACAGGACAGGUCCUUGGGCUGGGAGCAGCCUCGGGGCAGCUGGAGGCAGGGCAGGGAGCUGAGGGAGGCAGGACCACAGGGAGGGAUGGGAGUGUGAGCUGCCUGUGCCUGCACAUCCACUGUGGAGCCAUGUGCCCGGUCCUCCAUAGCAAACCAUUGGGAUCUGAGGCAUCGCAACCCUCUGCUGUCGAUACAGGACUGGUAAAGGUCUGGUGUCCCCCAGUCAUUUUUCAGUCUGGGAAAUUGUAUAUAGUUCCUGGCACAGGUUAAGCACACACUCACCAGAGAGCUGCGGCUGCUUGCUGAGCCACCCAGAGGUUGGAUUUCUCUUCAUGGGCAGUACCUGCCCGUUGCAGCAGCUUCUCAGCCUUGAGAGCUCUGAGUUACUCCAGGAUGGUUUUCCGAGGCUGUUGUAUACUGUCUUCCAGGGCCCAGGAGAUGGCACUCCUGCAUUUGGACAGUGUGCAGCUGUUCCCCUUUUCCUGAAGAGGAAAAUCCCAUCGUGGGCUGGCUGUUUGGCUCUGCUGGGGAGGGAAGUGGCUACAUUUUCAGGGUCUGGUGAUUUGUCCUGUUCUGGGAGAUACCAAAGCUGGGGUGGUGAUCUGUGAGAAAAGUCUCUGCUCAGCAGGCAGGCGUUCCUGGGUGCGUAUUGAUGGUGCAAACUCCAGCAACGGGUUGUCACUGUUAAGUAGCUAUCACCAUAGAGGACCUGGAGAUGCGAGGUCCAUGCAGCUGCAGCUCCUCCAGGUGCGAAGACUUUAAUUACAGCCAGAUGAAAGCAUCUGUCAUGAAGCAUCUACAAACUGGAUUAGGGUUCCACUGACUGCAGUUGUCUAUGUCGGGUUUACCCCACCCAUUUAUACUGUACCUCCAUCGGAGGUAUCUGAGAUCUGUGCCUGGAUGUUUACCAGGCACGUGUGCUUCUUUCAGGAUGUGGGGCUGGGAAAGAAUUUACCAGGAACUAGAGAGAAAAGAAGUGGUUUAGGUCUGAAAUGAUACGUGCUGUGUCCCUCUGUGGCUCAAGCCAGUGAGCAGAUGCUCAUGACACAGGUCUGGUUGGGAUGACACAUUCCACGUCCUGUAUUUAUCCUGGAUCCACUGUUGUGGAGCAGGAGGUUGAUGCAUCAAGCCCUACCUGCCAGCCUCUCUCAGGAAACCUCAGAGGUGAAGGUUUGGAUUUAGACUGGAUAUUAGGAAAAAAUUCUUUCCUGCGAGAGUGGUGAGAUCUCAGCACAAGUUCUCCAGAAAAUCUGUGGCUGCCUCAUCCCUGGAAGUAUUCCAGGCCAGGUUGUUCUUGUGGAAGGUGUCCCUGGUCUAGUGGAAGGGGAAUGGAAUGAGGUGAGUUUUAAGGUCUGUUCCAACCCAAAUGAUUCUAGGAUUUGAUAAUUCUUUGAUUUUAAGGACUGUGUGACCACAAGGUGUGUAAAUCCCACCAUACCCAAGCUCAUAGCUGUUCUCUGUCACAUUUGUUGUUUGUAUCCCCUCUCCUGCUGGGUCACAGCUUGGAGUAGGUUUUCCUCAGGCUGUUUCUCAGCUCAGCACUUGGCUCAGUGCCUUGGCCUGUGUUGUGCUGAGCUGAGUGCCCGUUGCUAUAAUUUUACCUGUUUGUGUCCCUUGAUCUGUGUUUGUUCCCUUGGAAGUGCAAGGAGAUCCAUUAAAGCAGAGGCACUGGGUAAAUACCGCCUGCUCCUCACUCCACCAGCACCCGGGAUCAACGAUUAACUCCGGGUAAACAGAGCUGACUGCCAGUCAGCCCUUGGCCACAGCAAGGAGGGACAGGGGACCCAAAGUGCUCCUCCCCAGGUGUGUGGGGGAUGUAAAGGCUGGAGUUGGAUGUAAAAGCUGGACGCUGCUGGAGCAGGACACUGGCAUGGAACUGAAGCUCUGGUGCCUGGUGGCCAUUGGACGCAUCCUGCUGAUGGUGUGCCAUGGGCGGGAUCAGUCACCAGCACUAUAAAUAGAGCUGUCAGCGAAUCUGCCCUGGGGAAUAACUGCUGAACCCUGGAGCGAGGAACAGACAGCGUGGGCUGGGUGGAGGAGGUGCCUAGGAGGAGGCGUGAUGCCAGUAUCCUGUACUGGGGAGCCCAGCAGCAUGUGCUCGAUGCCAAUGCAGUGCCUGUAGGGCUUCAGCUCAACCGGGACGUGGAUCACAGUGCUGGAUCAGAUCCAUAAGAGCUUCCCAGUAGGUGGCAGGAAUGGCAGGAGCUCAGGUGGGACUACCAGGACCUUUCUUGGAGCCUCCAGUUGGGUCUUGCCCCAUCUCUGACUCUGACUCUGAGUCGGAGGAUCCCAGAGCUGUGGGUGGCACAAGACCCAACGCUGCAGCACAGAACUCCUCCCAGGUCAUUCACAGUGGCCACUUCAUGGUGUCAUGCCCGCACAGCGACUCACUGCCCCGGCGACGGCACCACCAUACUGAGCCUGAACCAGCUGAUCCCCGGAGUAUCGAUCCGACCCUCACCUGGCUCUUUGAGUGCAUGAGCCUGGAGUACAGUGGGAAGCUAGUAUCUCCAAAGUGGAAGAAUUUUAAGGGGCUGCGACUGCUUUGCUGGGAUAAAAUUCGACUCAACAACGUGAUCUGGAGAGCAUGGUACAUCCAGUAUGUGGAGCGGAGGAAAAACCCUGUGUGCAGCUUCAUCACCCCUCUGGAGGGCAUGGAGGCUGAUGAGCACCGAAAACCAGAGGCUGUUGUGCUGGAGGGCAACUACUGGAAACGCCGCAUUGAGGUGGUGAUGAGGGAGUACCACAAAUGGAGGAUCUACUAUAAGAAGCGGCUCCGAAAGUCCGCACGAGAGGGAGAGAUCUGCAGUCCAAAGCAGGACGAGGAUGUCUGGAGGCCAACAGAGAAAUGGUGCAACCAGCUCUUCUGCAAUGUAGUGCCCAUGCUGCUUGGGGAUGAGGAGGAGGAGUGCGGGAGCAGGCAGCAUUUCGAUUUGGACACCUUCCUUUCGGACAUAUCUGAUACCCUCUUCACCAUGACACAGAUGCCCAGCACCCACCAGGCACUCCCCGAGGAUGUGUAUGUUGGGAAUGCUGACGUGAUACAGCCGGAUUUGGCACCCCUGCAGCCCAGCCUGGAUGACAUGGACAUAUCAGGGUGUCCCCUUCCUCUCCGGGCAGGUCCACUUGUGCCGGUUACUGUGUCUCCACUUGGCUCUGCAGAAAUCUUCACCAGCCACCGGCCACCCCUAUCUCAGACACAACCGGGCUACCAGGAUCCAUCCUGCUUCUCGCCUAUGGCUGAACCCCUGUUCAGCAGUGGGGAGUCCCUGAUGGGUGCUCGGAGUCUGCCUGUGGGUCCCGAGGCCCCAGUCCUACCUGGCACCCUCCUCCAGCCCAGUGAUGCCUCCCAGCUCAGCCUCCACAGCACCUUCCCGGGCUCCGAGCUGCCCCCGGCCCCCCUGCCCCCCGAACACCCCGACGUGGCACCCAGCAGCCUCAGUCCCCAGCUCCGACACAAGCCCACACUGCAGUACGACUUCCCUGGCAAGUGCCUCAGCCUGGAGCCACCAACACCCCACUAUGUCCCCACCAUCCCAUCCCCCCAGGCACCUCUGCUGAGCCUGGAACCCUCCUUCUCCCCUGCCUCAACCCCUCUCUCUAAGUUCCCUUACAGCAGUUCACCUGACCCCUCACUUGUCACCCACACUACCUCCCCUCCCUCAAGCCCUUGCUUUUCCCCCUGCAUCCCAGGGCUGGGCUAUGCCACAGGCAUGGGGCCCCAGGGAUACCCCGGCCCUGCUGUCUCCCAACUCCUGCCCCAAGCCCUGCUGGGCAACCCCAGGUUUGCCCCCCGCAAGGGGCUGCCCCAGGAUGGAGGUGGGUGGCCCAGGGCAAAGUCCAGCGGCACCAAGGCAAGGAGGCUGCCAGGACAUCCCCUGUCCCACCUGCCUGAGCCCAACCCCUGCCUGAGCCAGCUCCUGACCACAGCCAAGCAGGACCCGGUGCUGGAUCCCCCUUGCCUGAUGGGUGCAGGACUCAUGCCCACAGCCCCUGUCUCACUGCAGCAGAGCACUGUCCCCAAAGUCCCUGCCACCUUCCUCUCCAGAAUGGCCCAGAUGAGCCCAGGACUGGCUCCUGGCUCCAGCCCUUCCCAAGUGUUGCUGCACACAGUGGGCAUGCAGCCGAGCCCCCUACAAGUCCCCAAGGCAGAGCAGCUGUCCCCCACCUUGACUUGUGGCAGUGAUUGGCCCAAGCCCAGCCAGGCUUCCCCAGGACCCACUGCAAAGCUGGGCACUAGCAUCUCCCUGCACCAGCCUGUGUCCCGUCUGGGAAGGCCUGAGUCCAGCAAGCUGGAGAGCCGCCGCAUCACACACAUCUCCGCUGAGCAGAAGAGACGCUUCAACAUCAAGCUUGGCUUCACCACGCUGCACAGCUUGGUGAGCACACUGAGUGCUCAGCCCAGCAUCAAGAUCAGCAAGGCCACCACCCUGCAGAAGACAGCCGAAUAUAUCUGCAAGCUGCAGCAGGAGCGGACAGCUCUGCAGGAUGAGGCACAGCGUCUGCGGGACCAGAUUGAGGAGCUCAACGGCUCCAUCAACCUGUGCCAGGAGCAGCUGCCUGCCACAGGGGUGCCCAUCACACGCCAGCGCUUUGACCACAUGCGCAAAAUGUUUGACGAGUAUGUUCGCUCCUCCACACUGCAGAACUGGAAGUUCUGGAUCUUCAGUAUCAUCAUCCGGCCUCUCUUUGAGUCUUUCAAUGGCAUGGUGUCCACAGCCAGCAUGGAGAGCCUCACCCAAACAUCCCUUGCCUGGCUGGACCAGCACUGCUCCCUCCCAGCGCUUCGGCCAACCGUCCUGAGCUCUCUGCGGCAGCUGAGCAUCUCCACCUCCAUCCUCAGCGACCCGGCCCGUGUCCCCGAGCAGGCGGCACGGGCAGUGGCGGCGCUGGAACGCCCCAGCGCCUCCUCCUCCUCCUGAGUGGUCCGGGGUUUCCGGGAUGUCCCAGGGGCACCGGCGUGGGGAGCCGAGACUGCGCGAGAGCUGUCCCGCCCCGACCCCCUGCAAUAAAGGACUUGCUGUGCCACGGA
Messenger RNA from Cyanistes caeruleus (blue tit), 6227 nucleotides. RefSeq names its product MLX interacting protein like (gene MLXIPL). NCBI's taxonomy places the organism in Eukaryota, Metazoa, Chordata, Aves, Passeriformes, Paridae. Gene Ontology annotation, cellular component: nucleus. Gene Ontology annotation, molecular function: DNA-binding transcription factor activity, RNA polymerase II-specific; RNA polymerase II cis-regulatory region sequence-specific DNA binding; protein dimerization activity. Gene Ontology annotation, biological process: regulation of transcription by RNA polymerase II. The record is from RefSeq and is a predicted model, not a curated record.